Molecule: messenger RNA, 234 nt
Organism: Colletotrichum chrysophilum
Lineage: Eukaryota; Fungi; Ascomycota; Sordariomycetes; Glomerellales; Glomerellaceae
Exons: 1
Coding region: 1-234 (77 amino acids)
Source: RefSeq, a predicted model, not a curated record
AUGGCAGCUGAGAAGAAGGCAACUAUCUUGCAGAGUAAGAAUGAGGACUCGAAGAAGGAAAAUGAGGACUUGGAGAAGGAGAAUGAGGACUUGAAGAAGGAGAAUGAUGACUUGGAGAAGGAGAGUGAUGGCUUGAAGAAGGACGGCAUGUAUGCAAUGUCGGCUAUCGAGGCUUUCGAGGACAGAGGCAUCUCCGAGGAUGGGCUCAACGAGCUGGAGGCGAUUCCGCAGUGA